AACAUUUGUCUUUAAUCAAGCAAAAAUGCAUGCAUUGCGCCAUACAUUUUCCCCAAACUUUGGGCGGGAGUCGACGGGAGAGUACGAGAGCUAUAACAUUGUCAGAGAUAACCAUAACAACGGCACGUUUCUUGAUUUUCCGGUACCGAAUAUGUAUGGAGUGGUUCAUCAUCAGACCAGCUUAGUGGAUUCUGUUUCGUCGGAGGGAAACGGAAUAGGCAACAAUUCGGUCGUGAUCAAGAAGCUUAAUCACAAUGCUAAUGAGCGUAACCGUCGCAAGAAAAUCAACUCUCUGUUCUCAUCUCUUCGUUCAUGUCUUCCAGACUCUGAUGAGCUGAAGAAGCUAAGUAUUCCUAAGACGGUUUCUCGGAGCGUGCAGUACAUAACGGAGCUGAAAGAGCAAGUGAAUAAGCUAAUACAAAAGAAGGAAGACAUCUUGGUGCGACUGUCGUGUCAAAAAGAACGUUACGUUAAGGCGCAACCAAAGGUGAUUACUAGUUAUGUUUCCACCGUUUUUGCGACUAAGCUUAGAGACAACGAAGUGAUGGUACAAAUCUCAUCGUCCAAGAUUCAUAAAUUUUCCAUAUACAAUGUGUUGAGUGGACUAGAUGAAGAUGGGUUUGUUAUCUUGGAUGUUUCAUCUUUGAGUUCUCGAGGAGAACGACUCUUCUACACUUUGCAUCUCCAAGUGGACAAGAUUGAUAAUUACAAGCUAGUUUGCGAAGAGCUAAGUCUAAGGAUCCUGUACUUGUAUGAGGAAUGUGGAUACUCAUCUAAAUGA
Raphanus sativus (radish) is the source of this 781-nucleotide messenger RNA. RefSeq names its product transcription factor ORG2-like. Gene Ontology annotation, cellular component: RNA polymerase II transcription regulator complex. The transcript is spliced from 2 exons. The coding region runs from base 26 to 781 and encodes 251 amino acids. Gene Ontology annotation, molecular function: protein dimerization activity; DNA-binding transcription factor activity, RNA polymerase II-specific; RNA polymerase II transcription regulatory region sequence-specific DNA binding. NCBI's taxonomy places the organism in Eukaryota, Viridiplantae, Streptophyta, Magnoliopsida, Brassicales, Brassicaceae. Gene Ontology annotation, biological process: regulation of transcription by RNA polymerase II. The record is from RefSeq and is a predicted model, not a curated record.